Scomber japonicus (chub mackerel) is the source of this 1423-nucleotide messenger RNA. RefSeq names its product vasoactive intestinal peptide receptor 1b (gene vipr1b). Bases 92 to 1423 code for a protein of 443 amino acids. NCBI's taxonomy places the organism in Eukaryota, Metazoa, Chordata, Actinopteri, Scombriformes, Scombridae. Gene Ontology annotation, molecular function: peptide hormone binding; G protein-coupled peptide receptor activity; vasoactive intestinal polypeptide receptor activity. The transcript is spliced from 13 exons. Gene Ontology annotation, biological process: adenylate cyclase-modulating G protein-coupled receptor signaling pathway; cell surface receptor signaling pathway. Gene Ontology annotation, cellular component: plasma membrane. The record is from RefSeq and is a predicted model, not a curated record.
CACAUACACACACACACACCUUAACGCGUUUACGGAGUUCAGCCAUUAUUAAGGAAACACAAAAACAGAUAACUCCAAAACUUAAUCCAGGAUGGAUGCUUCACAGCUGUUCUUUCUGCUGGUGUUCUAUGGAUAUCUGCCAAAAGUGUUAUCAGUGCAGAUGUGUGACGUGGUGAACGAGAUCGAACUGGAGAAAGAGCGUUGCGAGAACAGCACCUCUGGGAACGUCACUUCAGGUUGCCAAGGCAUGUGGGAUAUAAUCGCCUGUUGGCCCACAGCCAGACUCGGAGAGGUGGUUACAAUAAUGUGUCCAACUUACUUCAGUUACUUCAGUGACCAGCACAAAGGUAACCUCUCUAAAACCUGCACAGCAGAGGGCUGGACGGAGAUGCAUCCUAUUGAUAUCGCCCUGAAUUGUGGUUACAAUCUCAACAGCACCAGUGAUGAUGGCAAGUUUUUUUGGCAAGUGAAGAUUGGAUACACCAUUGGCCACAGUGUCUCCCUCAUCUCCCUUACCACAGCUAUUGUGAUCCUCUGCAUCUUCAGGAAGCUCCACUGCACAAGGAACUACAUCCACAUGCAUCUGUUUGUGUCAUUUAUCCUGAAGGCCAUCGCUGUGUUCAUCAAAGAUGUGGUCCUCUACGAGGUCGGGGAGGUGGACAACUGCUCCUCAGGCUCUGUUGGCUGUAAAGCAGUGAUUGUGUUCUUCCAGUACUGUAUAAUGGCCAGCUUCUUCUGGCUGCUGGUGGAAGGCCUCUAUCUUCAUGCAUUGUUAGCUGUGUCUUUCUUCUCCGAGAGGAAGUACUUCUGGGCGUACAUUCUGAUUGGCUGGGGAGGUCCAACAAUUUUCAUCACAGCUUGGAGCAUCGCAAAAGCCUACUAUAAUGAUGUGGGAUGCUGGGACAUCAUCGAGAACACUGAUGUCUUCUGGUGGAUCAUUAAAACCCCUAUUUUGGCAUCAAUCCUGAUGAACUUUAUCCUCUUUAUCUGCAUCAUUCGAAUACUCCGUCAAAAGAUUAACUGCCCAGAUAUUGGAAGAAAUGAGUCCAACCAGUAUUCGAGGCUGGCGAAAUCCACGCUGCUUUUGAUUCCUCUUUUUGGCAUCAAUUUUAUCGUGUUUGCAUUCAUCCCAGAGCAAGUGAAGACUGAGCUGCGGCUAGUUUUUGAUUUGAUUCUGGGGUCAUUUCAGGGCUUUGUGGUCGCAGUCCUUUACUGCUUUCUUAAUGGUGAGGUCCAAGGAGAGAUCAAGAGGAAGUGGCGGAGGUGGCACCUGCAGAGAUACAUGGGCUCCGACACCAAAUACCAACACCCGUCUAUUGGCAGCAGCAACAACUUCAGCACGCAGAUCACCAUGCUGACACGAUGCAGCCCCAAACAACACCGGGGUUCAUCUUCAUGUCACGAUGAUUUGUCUAGCAUAUGA